Hyla sarda is the source of this 1385-nucleotide messenger RNA. RefSeq names its product sorting nexin 10 (gene SNX10). The record is from RefSeq and is a predicted model, not a curated record. The transcript is spliced from 6 exons. Bases 613 to 1122 code for a protein of 169 amino acids. Gene Ontology annotation, molecular function: phosphatidylinositol binding. Gene Ontology annotation, biological process: intracellular protein transport. Lineage: Eukaryota; Metazoa; Chordata; Amphibia; Anura; Hylidae.
AAAAGGUCUUUAAUUUUCAUCAAUAACAUAUAAAAAGUUUUUGGAUCUGACAGUAUCGAUUUAAUCACAGAUAAACAUGUGUGAUGCUGCUCUUUUCAACUCUGUGGUCCUCAAGAAGAAAGAAGAUAGCCAUGCACUGAACUCUUCUAUCUUCUUCAGGCCCAUUAAAUGCAGCUGUGGUUUUAUUGUCAGACUGACGCUCCAUUUAGUCAUGGGGACACGAGUUCUAUUGUUGUGAUCACUGGUGGUCCCAGCAGUCAGACCCUUGCUGAUCACUCAUCCCUGUGUAUAGAGGAUACUUGUUGUUGGUGGGAAAACAACUUUAACCCCUUCCCGCAAAAUCAGGUACACGUAUGUGGUGAUUAGGGAUGACUUCCUGCAUCAUGUACCCGAUGAGAAUAAACUGUCACAGCGCUGCCGGGUGCUGUGACAGUUUAUUGAGCUCGACUGUGCACAGCCGAGCCUCCCUGAAGCCGGCCAGGGACCAAUCAGUACAGACGGACCAAUAGCAGGGAUCUGGAGACCAUCAGCGUGUGGGUGCGAGAUCCUAAAAUACAGAAGGAUGACUGGCAUCCCUACCUGGAUUAUGAAAUCUGCAUUCAUACAAACAGUAUGUGCUUCACUGUGAAAACUUCCCGGGUCCGAAGAAGGUUUCGAGAAUUUGUGUGGCUGCGGCAAAAACUUCAGAGUAACGCUGGACUAAUUGUCCUACCAGAACUGCCACCCAAAAUCCCAUUCUUUAAUAUUAACAAUACACAGAAUGUGGAGCAGCGCGUCCGCGGCUUACAAGACUUCCUGAAUAAGGUCGUGCAGUGCCCGUUGUUGCUCUCCGACAGCCGCCUCCACCUCUUCUUGCAAACUCAACUUCCCCUGGAAGAAAUCGAAGCCUGCGCCCUGGGCCAGACCAAAUACUCCGUCUCGGAAGCCAUUCACAAGUUCGCCACCUCAAAGCGGCGGUUUCCUGCGGAGAAGGAAGAACAAACAAGUUGUCACUUACUUCCUGAGAGUUCAUCCCCAACGUUGGAGGCCAAACACGAUGGCUGUUUUCUACACGGUUGCAAACCUGCCCAUGAAGAUAGAGAUACGUGGAAGACUAUUUUGGCCCCGUCACCUCCAAAAUGAGACCAUCACUCCGGUGCUGUAUGGACACCCAAGUGCAAUUCUAAUUCCUUAUAUCUAGUUCUAAGAAUGUUAUGGAGAUAUAGGAAAAUUGGGGAGAUAGUGUUACCCCAAAGCUUAAACCAAACUGUGAGGUUCUGUACAGAGCUCAUCCUCUGGUAGGCUGGCAUACUUUUUAGUGCGAAUCCUGAGUUUCCAAGUCUAUGUUACUGGUGCCAAAGAUGGAGCUGGAAAAUGACUUCUUAAACAAGCAUACAUUUUUUUUU